GUUUUCCACGGUCACACAGGAUAAAGCAACUUAUAAUAUUAAGCCUAUCAAAUAAGAAAUAUACAACGCAAAGUACGCAGAGAACGUAAAAUAACAAUCGAAGGAAACCGACCAAGCCAUGAUAAUGUAAUCAUGAUCGUCCACAGUCAGUUCGGGCAUUGUUUUGUAGACAGCAUCAAGUAUAUUUUUUAAAUUUCACGUGCUAAAUUUACAAGAAAUCCUACCACAAUUGCUAAACGAGUCGACGAGGGCUAGAUAAUCCCAAUCCCAUUCCCCGUACCAACGCGAUGUCCAGGAGAGAAGCCAGCCUGAUGGCCUACGUUACGGCAGAGGAGCAACUACUGAACCGCUACUCGCCGCUUGAGGGCGACGAGGUAGAUACGGAGGCCAGCGAAGCUCCAGGCGACGCAUCGGGCGUGGCUGAGGAUCGGGAGUAUCCCACGGAUAUCGUUACAUCCGUCACCAGAUCCUCGAGGACGGGAGCAGAUCUGGACCCCGCCGUGGACAGCAUGCUGCACGUGAUCUCCGACGACUCGGACGUCCAAAGCCUUAUCUCGAGUGGCAGCGGCUUCAAGGGCUGGCCGGAGGAGCAGCCGUCUUCCAGUUUCGUCCCUCAGAGUGAACCCUUAAUAUUCGGACUUCGCCGGCAAAUGAUGAUGGCCGAAGAGACACACCAAGCACCGGCAUGGUCCACCUGCACCCCGGCAAAACGUUCGUACAGCAGCCACGAGGUCAUCGAGAUCAACGACUCGCCCGAAUCUGUCCAGGAUCCGGCCAUUGGACUAAUGCAGACUGUAGUCAGCAGCCCCGGCAUGCUGCUGAGCAAUGGCAAUGUUGACCAGUUCGAAAUGCUGUCCCACGAGAAUGAUGAGGGUGAACAUGAACUUCAGGUGGCCGAGGAAGAGGAGCAGUGUGUGAUAUAUGAGUCAGUGGAUGGAGAGAACAUGGUCGUCUUAGGAGAAGAACACUGCUGUGAGAUCAUAGUAGCCACCCAAGGAGUGGCAUGCGAGCAGGAGUUCGCCAGGGCCAUCAUGAUGGCCGGAAACGGUACCGGAGCAUUGCUGGGCUUGCUGCCCGAGGAGAGUGAUGCGAAUGAGUGUCUCAAUGGGACUGGCUACAUCGAGGAGGUCGUGGAGGAUAUGGGUGUGGCCGAGGCACGAUUGGCGGCUGGAAACAAUGUGUACCUUAGUGAUGCUGCGCUAGAACAGCCUUUAGUGCACCAGGAACUGGUCGACGACGAGGCGCCGGAGGAAAACGAAAACGCCACAUUCUUAGACGACACACCGAUGGAGGAGGAACGACCAGAUAUUUGUCAGGUGUAUGAUCACGAACUGGAGGACCACGAUGAUGAAGAAUGCGAGGACGCAGUCCAGGAAGAACAAGCCCAGCCUAUCGACAUUAUUGAAUUCGAGGGACAGGAGCCGCUGCCAAAUAAUCCGCAAAGAAAGUUGCUUCGCGAACACAGCAGUCCCACGGAAUUUCCCGUCAGCUCAUCCUCCAUGCCCAACGCCAGCGACCACUAUGACUAUGAGGACGAGUUAACGGGCGGUCGACCUCCAUCCAAAGUGGCGCCGCUGAAGCGCAAAUAUCCGCCGCUGAUGAAGAAUACGCUGCAUGGAGAGGCUAUGGAUCGAAGACUGGCAAGCAUCUGUCAGGCUCAGCCGCAGAUGAGUCCCGCCGAGAAAGUCUCCAAUUGGGAAACGGCACCCAGGGAGGAGUGGGCCGAUGUCGAGGAUGUGGAAGGCUUUGAGGUUGCCUUCAAGCAGUAUGAGGCUGUUACCGCAUCACUCAAACAGCUUAACUUUGCCGAGUUCCGUGAAACACUGGUCAGGAACAUGGAGAAGAUCAGCCGUGAAAUCAUGCAAACCUCAGACGAAUCCACUCAAGAGCUUGCCAGCUCUCAGUCGGCGGAACGACCGGUGUAUCGUCGCUAUUUACACAUUUUGCCCACCGAGGAGACAAUUGUGCUAGAUGAUGAUGACGACGAUUGCUACGAGGUGGUGGGCAUGGAAAAAGCUUCUGUAACCACAUUGAUACCCGAGGAGGAGCUACAGGAUGAUCAACAGCCGGAGGAAGAAGAGAUAGUGCUGGCAGAUGUUGAUGACUUAAAGAACACGGACUCACCAAACUUCGAGCAGCGGAACCUUACCAAGGAAACAUCUACAGCAGACCUGGAGAGUAGCGCGCUUACUCAAACGGCAUGUUCAUCCGCUGCGAAUUUAGACCUGGUCGCAUCCGUAUCCUAUACUAAACCGUGUCCAACUGCUCCGACAGGACUUGCUGAUUUUAUGCAGGCGAACUUAAGCGACCGUGGGCCCUCAGAAGAACAACAACUAACCAACGCUGUAUUAAAUGUUAUGCGUCAGCAGGUGCAAACAAUGCAGCAACAGCAGUUUAUGGAGCAAAAGAUGAACCAACAGCCGCAGAUGUAUCACUACGAGGAACUGCCACAGGCUCCCCAACAGAUGCAAAUGGAAGGGAAUCAGGGGCCUUACGUUAACUAUCCGAAUGAGCAACAGGAAUUCUGCAACUAUCUGGGACUCACCGAACUGUCAACAGCAAAUGCCGUGGCUACCGCCAUGAGGGAGCUAGCCAACAGCACUAUCGCUCGCCGAUCGCUGCGGGUGAGACCACAACAGCAACUGGACAGGAUGCGUAGUGAUGUGCGUGGCAAGCGGCGCGAAAGGGAGCGAGAUAGGCAGCAGGAUAAGGACAAGAAGAUACCGCUGACCACCAGUAGUGAGCUUAGCACCGAUAAAGAAGAAUCCUCCCCGCCUCAGACAUCACAAUCCGUUUCGAGGAUGGCGGGGGAUGCGGAUGUCCAUUUCAACUCUCAAUUGCCUGCAAAGCAUAAGCGAAAGCUGAAUCACUUGUACAACUCAUAUUUUGCGGAAGAGGAAGAUUGCUCUACGAAGAGGUCACCCAAAACCACCGACCUUAUAGCCAGUUCCAAAUCCUCAAAGGAUGUAGAGGGGCAACCAUCGCUCAAAGGACAGGAGCCGCAACGUCGUAGAUCCAUUGUGGAUGUCGACGGCUACCAGAAACAUGAGAUAGACAAGGAGUCUGAUAAGGGUCGGUUUCAGUCCGUUGAGGCGGCUUUUACUAAGAUCUUCGAGGCUGCCGCACCUGCCCAAUCCAAGCUGCUGGAGAGCAUGCAGCAACGCUUGCGCCAGGCGCGUGAGACGAAGCCAUCAAUUUAUAUUAUCAAGGCUACAAGCAAUGCCUCGCCCCCGAAUCCAUCUCACAGCAGGCAGGAGUCUCACAUCUCACCGCCGCCCUCGCACUUAAUCGGCGGCUUUGGUGACGUAAGCGCGCCGCAUCCUUCAGUCAUUUCCCAGCCAGUGAAGAAAAGUGUUACAAUAACCAGUCCAGCUAAGGAUACUCUCCAGUCUCCAGUCGCCUUACCAGUGGAUACACCCAAAAAACCAAAGCACAGGAAAACCCAUGGAGCCACCAAACCUGUUGCCGCUACACCGCGACGCCGCACUACCAUGGGUGCAUCCAGUCCCGGGAAGGAAGCUCGUGCACGCGACUUGGUUACCCGCUCCACCACACAUCUUAAUUCAAAGCUACUUCGUAGCCGCAAGGUUAGCCUGCUCAAGAGCUACGCCCUGUCGGAUGAAAUGGCUCAGGGACGAUCGAAACGGAUUGCUGGCGGUGCAGCACAAAACACCAAAAAGGCCCUAAUGCCCAAGGCAGCACGGACGUCGUUAAAGAAACCGCAACCGGUAGAUAAAAGUCUUCCUGAGCAACAUCGCUUGCAGCAACAGCAAUUGGCUCCGCCAAACUCUCCCCGAAAGAUAAAAGGUGUCAAGGAGACUGAAACUGCCACGACAAGUGCAACGAAAUCUAGUCGCCUUAGUAAGCGGACGAAGCGAGCACGAGCCAAGUCACUGCCUUCUAAUAUUGAAACGGUGACUGAACCUGUGGCAGCCGUUCCUAAUGCCACUGUGUUGAGGCUCGCUGACGUGCCCAACACAUUUGCGCCUACACACAGCCAUCUGGUCAACUCCGCAGCCAAAGAAGCCGUUGACAAGACCUUCGUUCAUUCCCCGUCCGUCCCUCAAUCGCCUUAUGCACAGCCCGUGCUUAUUUACCCGCCAUCCCCAACAACACCGCCACCGAAUACGGAGCUGCAUCGCCCGCGCCAGCAAGCCGGAAAAGUCAAUCCAGCUGACUUAGUCCUGGCCACCCCUCCUGGUGGUCUGCUGCGACUCAGUCAGGGAUCCGCGACGCUAGCAAAUCCACUUUCUGCCAAGCACGGCCAGGUUCUCUAUAUGUACUACGAGCUGGAACAGCUCAUUGUGCUGCAGGAGAAUUGCAUUACCUUCUGGAAGUACUCCAAAGUGUUCAACGUGCUGCAUCAAACCCGACAUAAUCCGUCCUUUGAUGGCGUCAGAAAAUCUCCCCCUCCACAGUUGCCCCAAACACCUUCGCGCGAGCCCAAAGAUGUCGAGAAGGAGCUGGAUAAGGGCCCGCGAUGGGUUUACCUGGGCAGAGUGCGGCGCCUGACUAGCGAGAGAGAGAUCUUCACGCCGUUUGGCAGCCGCAUUUGCGUGCACAAUUCGACGCCAGUGUACCUGGAAAUGCGGAGCAGGCCGCUGGACCAUCACAAGAGAGAGGUGAAGCUAACCUCGUUACAUGUGAAUGUGUACUACUUCUGCGAGGAGGAACUACGACCACGUAUGCACUCGGUGCACUUGGAUGCUGUCAAUUGCGAAUGGCCGCAUGUCAUAUACACAACUAUAGCGGAUUCGCGCUACUUCGUUAUGGCAUGGCAGCAGGAACUGGUGAUGGGCAAGUCGCGCUCGGGCAUUUGCAAGUAUUCACUGACGCCCACGCUGGAUACCCUGGCCUCCAUACGGGAGUUUAAGCAGUUGCGCCACGAGCUGCGUCACAUUGAGUGCCUUUCAGAGGAUCGCCUUAUCGGCUACGGCCAGAUGCGCAUCACCGUCUGGGAUCAUCGCAGCGGCGAUACUCUGAUGAACUACGACUUGGGCCGGCCGCUGGGCCGUUGCCUGGCUGCUAUGCACUAUCCUAGCCUCGAUAUGGACCAAAGCAGCAUGCUGGUGCUUUACCAGCUGCUCAAAGAACCAAACAAACCGGCUGAGGUGCAUGUGAUCGCCUGUGAGCUAUCCCAUGCCACGCCCUCGCACCGCCUGCUGCAGGUCCAUCGCUUACCAUCGCCGCAAUUCGACGAUGCCACGGAGGGAGUUAACACUGGUGAUCACCUGAUCAUCAAGUCAGCAUCGAACGACGAGGCCUGGAUAAGUGCCGCCGAUCCGAGACAGCUAACCUAUUUGGCGCCGCAAAGCAAUGGGGCGCAGCGUUUUUAUGCCCGGCACAAGUCCCAAGUGAUCGAGAUGUCCCCGCAAUCCCUAACUGUAGAUAGUAUCGCCAAUCACAUGCUGAAAUUGGCUGUCCAGCAGACCCAAUCGGCGUAGACCUGUGUCGCGGAACUUGGAAUGUGGAGUCUUGGCCUUGAACAAAGUUUUUGUUUUUUUCACACAAACCCAUGUUGAAUAUCACACAGAAUACCCGAUCUAUAAAUGUGCUUCUGGCUGUCUGCCCAAGUAUAGUUCAAAUAUACGAAACUAUAAAAAAGUUGCGUCUUAAACCCGUAGUCCUAACAAUCACGAUCAUCCAGAAGCAUCAACAUUUCGCCUUAGUCUUAAGUAAGUCGGAGAGUAGUAGCCUUUAUUAUGCGCUAUUUUGAAAUAAGUGUUUUUGUUUCUUUCGUUCUUUUUAUUUUUUCUAAAAGAAAAACAAAACUAGCUUAAGCUACCGUAGUUUUAGGCUUAUGAAUUCAACUGUUUGAUUUGCUACUACCGACUGAAGUAGUGAAUUUGUCAUAUUUUUAAGAUCAAUUGAAACACCAAAAUGGAAAGAAAUAAAUGUCAUUAAAAAGGAAAUCCUAUUAAA
This is a messenger RNA of Drosophila mauritiana, 5922 nucleotides long. RefSeq lists its product as uncharacterized. NCBI's taxonomy places the organism in Eukaryota, Metazoa, Arthropoda, Insecta, Diptera, Drosophilidae. The record is from RefSeq and is a predicted model, not a curated record. The transcript has 5 exons. Bases 288 to 5444 code for a protein of 1718 amino acids.